This is a messenger RNA of Bufo gargarizans (Asiatic toad), 1194 nucleotides long. Its product is annotated as glucose-6-phosphatase catalytic subunit 1-like. Lineage: Eukaryota; Metazoa; Chordata; Amphibia; Anura; Bufonidae. The transcript has 5 exons. The coding region runs from base 35 to 1102 and encodes 355 amino acids. Gene Ontology annotation, biological process: gluconeogenesis; glucose 6-phosphate metabolic process. Gene Ontology annotation, molecular function: glucose-6-phosphatase activity. Gene Ontology annotation, cellular component: membrane. The record is from RefSeq and is a predicted model, not a curated record.
AUAAAAAAAACACAGUGCGCCAGAGAGUUGUAGGAUGGAGGUGAGCAUGGACUCAAUUCAUGCUGCAGAAAUUUCUAUAAUUAGAUAUCUACAGGAGAACUUAAUGAGUUUCCAAGACUGGUUUGUAUUUGUCUCACAUGCAGCUGAUCUUAGAAAUACCUUCCACAUCUUCUUUCCUAUAUGGUUCCACUUGUGUGAGUCUGUGGGUAUCAAACUGAUAUGGGUGGCUGUGGUUGGUGACUGGCUCAACCUUGUCCUCAAAUGGAUUCUUUUUGGACAAAGGCCUUACUGGUGGGUACAUGAAACAUCCUAUUAUGUCAAUACCUCAUCUCCAGACAUUAUGCAGUUCCCAGUAACCUGUGAAACUGGACCAGGAAGCCCCUCAGGGCAUGCUAUGGGCUCCUCGUCAGUGUACUAUGUGAUGACAUGUGCUGCGCUCUCUCUACUGAAAAGUCACAGCUCCUUUAAGAGUCGGUGUCAACGUUGGUGCUUGUGGUCUUUCUUCUGGACAGUGCAGGUCAACGUUUGUCUAUCCAGAGUGUUUGUGGCUGCACAUUUCCCCCAUCAGGUCAUUGCAGGUGUCAUUUCAGGAAUUGUGGUGGCCAAAGUGUUUAAUCAACUACAAAUUAUAUAUGGUGUCAACCUGAAAAAAUACAUCUAUAUCACCGUGUUCCUCUUCUCGUUUGCUUUGGGCUUCUAUUUGAUACUCAAAGCGUAUGACGUGGACCUUUUGUGGACCCUUGAAAAAGCAUCACAUUGGUGUUCCAAGCCAGAAUGGAUUCAUAUUGACUCCACACCAUUUGCAGGCCUUAUCAGGAAUGUAGGUAUUUUCCUUGGCUUAGGAAUAGCCUUAGACUCAGAGAUGUAUAAAUAUACUUGCAAGGAGAAACAACGAACAGAAUUUAUGUUUCGCUUCAGCUGUAUCAUAACCUCUUUAGUUGUUCUUCACCUCUUUGACUCCUUUGAACUUCCAUCUGAUGUGGAGACGAUCUUCUAUGUUCUCUCGUUCUGCAAAAGCAUAGCUGUUCCUAUAACUGCUGUAGGAAUCAUUCCUUACUGUAUAUUACAUGUAUUAAGAAGACAAGAUAAGAAGGUCUUGUGAAGAAAAGUUUAUAGGCCUACUGGACAAGACAUUUAAAAAAAUAUAUCCUGUUCUUCCACAAUCGGAUUCAAUUAUAUGUGUAAGCGGUUUAG